UAUCAACUCUCACUCAUGGCUUCAUUCAUCUUUCACAUCCUUUCAUUGAUCUUAUUUCACUUAUUUUUAGCAUCUUCUGCUCGAACCCCGACCCGAAGAGAACAAACCGGCAUUCGAGCCACUCUAACUCUUGUCGAUUCCGGUCAAACUCUACCCAAAUAUACUUCUACAAACCCACUGACCAAUGACCCCUCGGCUUCACUUGUAAAAUCUCCUUUGAAAGCUUCCAGAGACGUGUACUCUAUGAACCUAGCCAUUGGGACUCCACCCGUGUCAUUUUCAGCCAUGAUGGACACUGGAAGCGACCUCAUAUGGACAAAAUGCAAAACCAGGGGUUCGGGUUCAGCCCGCUCGUUUGACCCUAGUGAGUCCAAAACUUUCUCUCAAGUUGAUAAAAGUUGCACCGAGUUAAAGCUUGACGGUUGCAAUCAGAACUAUGCAGAUGGUAAUUCAGUAAGUGUAAGUUUGGGCCAGGAGACCUUAAAAGUUGGGGAUGAGAAUUUUAAGAAUGUAACAUUUGCCUGUGGGACACCUGAUAAAGAUAUUCCAUAUGAUGGAAUUUUAGGAAUGGGGCGUGGGGAUUUGUCGUUGGUUUCGCAGUUGAAAGAGAGUGUCUUCUUAUAUUGUUUGGGUUCUAGAUUUGAGCCAAAAACAAGCAGUGUUUUGCUAACAGGCUCUAAAGCAACAAGUCAAAACAUCAACACCCAAACUACGCCUUUGCUCAAACAAGAUGGCAAGUCGUAUUACUAUGUCUCCCUUGAAGGAAUCUCAGUAGGCAAAACUAAACUUGCGGUCACAAAAUCUGAUUUCGCCAUCAGUAGUUAUGAUGGAAGUGGAGGGAUGAUCAUCGACUCAGGUACGACCUUCACAUACUUGGAAAAAGGUAUUGUUAAUAUGAUUAGUGACGAGUUCAUUAAGCAAACAAAGCUUGUAAAGCAUGGGAAUCAUAAUCCGUACAUGGGUCUUGAACACUGUUUCAAGCCUCCAGGUAAUGUCCAUGUCCCCAAUGUUGUUUUCCAUUUCGAGGGUGCAGAUUGGGUGUUGCAAAGACAGAAUUACAUCUAUGAAAAGAACGGUAAAAAUGUGGCGUGUUUGGCCUUCAUAGCCAACAAUGAGGAUUACGAUCAUGUGUCAAUUUUUGGAAACAUGAACCAACAGAACAUGAUGGUGGUUUACGAUCUUGACAACAACAAUCUGUCAUUUAAGCCUGCAGACUGCAAAAAUUUGUGAUCGAUUACGAAUAUUGGAUUUUACCUUUCUCGUUAACAAAGUGAUUUUAGAUUUCAUCUUCGGUAUUGAAUAAAUUAGUGUUGUAUUCUACAUGUUUUAAUUGUUGGUUAAGUUGGGUUGACAGUUUAGUAUUAUCUGUAAUCAGUUUCAGUAUUGAUUCAUUUUCAGAAGUGUAAAAUGAUCUAUUAGUGUGUAAUGGAU
Helianthus annuus (common sunflower) is the source of this 1431-nucleotide messenger RNA. Its product is annotated as aspartic proteinase nepenthesin-1. Gene Ontology annotation, biological process: proteolysis. The record is from RefSeq and is a predicted model, not a curated record. The transcript has a single exon. NCBI's taxonomy places the organism in Eukaryota, Viridiplantae, Streptophyta, Magnoliopsida, Asterales, Asteraceae. Gene Ontology annotation, cellular component: extracellular region. Gene Ontology annotation, molecular function: aspartic-type endopeptidase activity. The coding region runs from base 16 to 1230 and encodes 404 amino acids.